Messenger RNA from Epinephelus fuscoguttatus (brown-marbled grouper), 6991 nucleotides. It is a transcript of the gene snrka, whose product is annotated as SNF related kinase a. Bases 379 to 2922 code for a protein of 847 amino acids. The transcript has 8 exons. The record is from RefSeq and is a predicted model, not a curated record. Gene Ontology annotation, cellular component: cytoplasm. Gene Ontology annotation, molecular function: protein serine/threonine kinase activity; ATP binding; tau-protein kinase activity. Gene Ontology annotation, biological process: microtubule cytoskeleton organization; intracellular signal transduction; protein phosphorylation. NCBI's taxonomy places the organism in Eukaryota, Metazoa, Chordata, Actinopteri, Perciformes, Serranidae.
GCUCACCGCCUCACAGGGAGGAAACAACGUUCCGACCAGAGCAGCCGCUGCCAGCGAUGCAAUGCCUCGUUUUACACAUGAACCCUGGGCAUAGGCACCUCCUGAGUGCCACGGUCACCUCGAAGAGACAGUGCCAUCCUUGUUUUCGCUGAUCAUUUGCGAUAAGCUUCAGUAGGGAGUAUACGAAAGGACCUAAGGUAGCCGGUAGAGACCGGAGUCGGGGCUUUAUGUUUGCCGGAAAGAAGCUGGAGAGGAAGCUGAAGCAAUGGGUUUCUCCUUCAGCCUUCGAUGAACUGAAUUAAGCUGGACCCACACGACUCAGCUAUCCUGCCCCUGCCUACAGUGGGGGCUCCCUUCUCCCUCUCGCCUUCUCCAGCUAUGGCAGGUUUCAAGCGGGGCUAUGAUGGCAAAAUUGCUGGCCUGUACGACCUAGACAAGACACUGGGCCGUGGUCACUUUGCUGUGGUCAAGCUGGCACGCCACGUCUUCACUGGAGAGAAGGUGGCGGUGAAGGUGAUUGACAAGACUAAGCUAGACACCGUGGCUACAGGCCACCUUUUCCAGGAAGUCCGCUGCAUGAAGCUGGUCCAGCACCCCAACAUUGUGCGCCUAUAUGAAGUGAUAGAUACUCAGACCAAGCUUUACCUCAUCUUGGAGCUAGGCGAUGGAGGGGAUAUGUUUGACUACAUCAUGAAACAUGAGGAGGGUCUGAAUGAAGAGCUUGCUAAGAAAUAUUUUGCCCAGAUUGUCCAUGCUAUCUCCUACUGCCAUCGGCUACAUGUGGUGCACAGGGACCUCAAGCCAGAGAAUGUGGUGUUCUUCGAGAAACAAGGGCUGGUCAAGCUCACAGACUUUGGAUUCAGUAACAAGUUUCAGCCGGGAAAAAAGCUGACCACCAGUUGUGGAUCUCUGGCAUACUCUGCACCAGAAAUACUGCUGGGUGAUGAGUAUGAUGCUCCAGCUGUAGAUAUCUGGAGUCUGGGUGUGAUCCUGUUCAUGUUGGUAUGUGGCCAGCCACCGUUCCAGGAAGCUAACGACAGUGAGACGCUCACCAUGAUCAUGGACUGUAAAUACACUGUACCGGCCCACGUCUCCUGUGCCUGCAAAGAUCUGAUAGACCGUAUGCUUCAGAGGGAUCCUAAGCGACGGGCCUCCCUGGAGGAGAUUGAGAGCCAUGCCUGGCUGCAGGGGGUAGACCCUUCCCCAGCCACCAAGUACAAUACUCCCCUGGUCUCCCACAAGAACCUGUCUGAAGAGGAACACAACAGCAUCAUCCAGCGCAUGGUGCUUGGAGACAUCGCCGACCGAGAGGCCAUAGUGGAAGCCCUGGAGACUAACAAAUACAACCACAUCACAGCCACAUACUACCUACUAGCGGAGAGGAUCCUAAGGGAGAAGCAGGAAAAAGAGGUCCAGACUCGCUCCUCCAGCCCCAGCAACAUCAAGGCUCACUUCAGGCAGUCGUGGCCCACCAGAGUGGACAUGCAUCAGGACAUAGAGGACAGUUUGGCAGCAUCCUCUAUCUCCCACGCUGGAGGCCCCCAGUCCCCAGCCCGCAGUGCAGAAAACCUCCUCAAUGGACAUCGCUCCAAAGGCAUGAUGGAGCUGGGCCGACGGAAUGAAACAACAGUCACCGACUCUCCAGGUCUACCAGCACCGGGAGCCUGUGCUGCUGCCUCAGGCCCUGCUCCUGGGUCUGCUUCUGGGACCAUCAGGGCCGCACCAUCCACCUCAGCAGCAGCCAAGCAGAGAACCUGUCUGUUCAGGGUGGAGGAGGAUGAAGAGGAGGAGGAAGAGCAGGACCCCUCUCCCCUCCCAACCCAGGUGAUCCUGAGGCGUAAGCCCCCCUCCAUCACUAACCGCCUUACCUCCAGGAAAAGUGCCCCGGUGCUCAACCAGAUUUUCGAGGAGGAGGGGGAGUCAGACGAUGACUUCGACUUGGAUGAGGGCCUGCCGCCCAAACUCAGCCGUCUCAAGAUGAACAUGGCCGGGAACGCAGCCAACCUGAGCUCCGGGGCAGGCUCCUCUUCGUCCCCGGGGACCACGCAAAAGCGCUAUCACCGACGCAAGAGCCAGGGAAGGGGGUCAUCAUGUUCGAGCUCUGAGACCAGUGAUGACGACUCAGAAAGCCACCGUAGGCGUCUGGAUAAAGACUCAGGCUUCAGUUAUGGCUGGAACAGAAGGGACAGCAGUGAGGGGCCACCUGGCAGCUCAGGGGGCAAUGGAGGAGGCAGCAGCUCAGGGCAAAGUAAACCUCCAGGAGAGGGAGGCGGAACCUCUGGUCCCGACAGGGGGAGUCCUCCUGGAGGGGGUGGUAAUGGAGGAGGAGGGCAUGGCGGCAGUGGAGGGGGGAGUGGGGGAGGAGGAGGGGGUAAUAAAGGACAAGACAGCCCCUCCAGUUGUUGUAACAACAGUAGCACUACUCACCCCUCCCUCAGCUCUGUGUCACGCUCGUCCCGCACGGCGAGCCGCAGCACUGAGCUGAUGGAAAGCCUGAAGCUGAUGAGUCUGUGCCUCAGCUCCCAGCUGCAGCACCACCGUGGGGGGCGGGGAGGGCGAGGAGGAGGGGGUGGCAAGUUCAUCAUAGACCCUGGUACCCUCUCAGGAGGGAGCGUGAAAGUCCAGGAGAAAUCAGCCUGGAGGAUGUGCAUUGGCUCCACCGGGAGCGUGGACACCGUCACCCUCCCCACCACCACUGCCCUGCCUCGCACCUACGCCGCCCACCGCAAAACAGCGCCACAUAGCCCCCCGGGCCUGCCAGGUGGCAGGGUCGCUCACAGCAACCUGAGCGCCUUGAAAAAUGGUGUGCUUCAACUACCUCUGUGUGAGAAGACCAUCUCUGUGAACAUCCAGCGGGGCGGGGGCUCCAGGGACGGCCUGCUCUGUACCUCAGCUCCAGCCAGCUGCUGCCAGGUCAUCUGAAGCUCUGCCUCUCAGUCCCCCUACAUGUUGGGCUAGUUUAAACACAACCUAUUGUGUUAAGCUGGAGCAGAUAGCUGAGCUCACAUCAGCUCACUAUCAACACAUCUGCCUUCUGCUGCUGUCGUCACUUUGUUGAUUUUAACAUUUAGGAGUGUUUCUUUUGAUCCCUGUUUUGUGUCCCCCUAACGCCCUCCAGAGAAGUGGAACUGAUAUGUUGUUACAAUCUUAAAGGGACAGUUGGGCUUCUUUUCAAGUGGGGUUGUAUGAGGUACUUAUCUAUAGUCAGUGUAUUUCCUACAGUAGAUGUGAGUUGGCAAGCUCCCAGUUCGCAGAAGCAGUCGGAGGCUCAGCUAUGUACUGCUUUGGAUGGUGGUCAGCGGCAAAACAUAUUUUAGUCACUUAAGAAAAGACCUACCUAAAAACAUUAUCAGUCUAACAGGAUGAUACAUUGAGAAUAUUUUCACUGCUUUACUUUGCCUUUACCUCGCCGUCAGACAGCCCUUUACUUGUUGUUGGGGCCAGAAAGUGCUGCUGCAUGAUCAGGCUAAAACCAAACUUCACUUUCAGAGAAAGUUGUUUUUUUCUGGGCUGUUCAAAUAGAAAUUAAAACAGCUGUAUUUAAUUCCACUGAAUAUAGACCUCAAAACUCCACCUGCAAACUGAGACAACUGGCCGUUUAGAGUUAACAUUUCUCUCAAAAGGAUUAUGUGAAACCACCACCAAAUAAGCUAGAGAGAGAGAGAGAAGAAAACUGCUGUACCCAACUAUUUGGUAAAAUUAGGCUUAAUACCUACAAAUAAUGAUCCUUCCCAAAGUUCAUCUACAGAAACCUUAUUACUUCUUUUUCUUCCUCAAGAUAGUCAAGUUUGAUUGUCUUUUCAGCGCUUUGUCAGUCACUUUUACUAUAGUGAGGGUAAAAUGGAGCGUGAGAUGGAUAGGCUGUUUGGUGCAGAGUCUGUUGUGAUGCGGACACUGUGCCGGACUGUUGUGGUGGAGAGGGAGCUGAGCCAGAAGGCGAAGCUUCUAAUUUACCGGUCCAUCUACGUCCCAAUCCUCAGCUAUGGUCAUGAGCUUUAGGUAGUGACAGAAAGAAUUAGACUGCUGAUAUAAGCGGCCGAAGAGUUUCCUCCAUGCGGUGGCUGGGCUCAGCCUUAGAGAUAGGGUGAGGAGCUCAGACAUCUGGAGGGAGCUCGGAGAAGAGCCACUGCUCCUUCGCAUUGAAAGGGGCCAGCUAGGGUGGUAUGGCCCACUGGUAGGAGGCUCAGAACACGUUGGAAGAAUUAUAUUUCUCAUCUGGCCUGGAAACAGAUCCUAACCAAGUUCAGGUAGCAGUAGCCCUCUGGGUCUGUGAGCAUGAGUUUACACUUUCAAAAGUUAGUUUCUACUCUUUCUGGCCCUCCGGUUUCCAUGCAAGUUUCCCCCUCUCUCUUUUUCAGCCUGUAUAGUUUCCUUCCACAAAAUUUCUUCUUCUAUAUACUGUGGUUGACAAAGGUAUCCUUUUGUCUCCACAGUGAACAGCAUUUUAUCAGCACUUUCAUAAUCACUCUGUUUGUUAUUUUUUUGUAUUUGUUGUCUCUUCCAUAAUCCACUAAAAGCCUGACCCAAACAGCUGACCUGCAGCACAACAUGGAGAGCAGCACAGUUGGGCUUUUGGAUAAGAAUACAGAAAUUGUACAACUGAGAAAAUGUACUGCCAGUGGAAAAGGGCUUUCUGAUGGCGAGGUAAAGCGGUGAAAAUAUUCUCAAUAUAGUGUUCACUUAGACUGAUAAUGAUUUUGUUAGAUUUAUUUAUUUAUUUUGAUUGAAAUAUGUUUUGUUGCUGCCCCCUGACUACAGCAGUACAUUGCUGAGCCUACAUGGUGGUACUCUGGGAGCGUUUCGGCUAACAUCUACUAUAUGUAAUGCACUGACUAUGGAUAAGUACCUCAUACACCCCCCAUUCCAAAAAAAAUCCAAGCUAUCCAUUUAAGAACAGUAUGCUGGUUUUAGAUCACAGUAAAAUGAGGAAGGUUUGAUGCUGACUGGUUGUGGGAUGGAAAACACAAUAGCAGAAAAGCACUUUCUUUAGAUUUAUUGUGAAGGGAAAAAUGCCAGCAAAAAAGUCAAAACAUGGAGACAAUUUUUGUAUUUAUGUUAUGAACAUAAAGUCAAUUCUUUGAAAAAAAAAAAAAAAAAGGUCACUAUGAGAACAAAAAAAGUAAUUUAGGAGACAAGUCAUAAUCAUUUAAGAAUGAAGUUGGCAUUUUACGGAACAUUUUUUAAUAUUUAGAGAUAGUCAUUAUAUAAAAAAGUCAUUUUGAAGCUAAGUUGUAAUGUCACAAAAAAAUUGUAAUAAUUUGAGAUAAAGAGGGAGAAGUCACAAUGCUUCAUGAGUAAAUUUGAUCAGGAAAUCUACAUUUUUCCUCUAAACUUAUUUUCAGGUUCUGACUUAAUUUCAUGAAAGUGAGGGGGGGGGGUUCUAUUUCUUUCAUUUACAAUUUCAACUUUAUUCUCAAAACACAACACUCAAAAUAUUCUAUUUUUAUUUUUAAUGUGUGGGAUUAUUUUCUUGGAACAGCAGCCCUUAUACUCUGUAGUUGUAGUGCACAGUGGUCAGGCUGUUCUCAUGCACUGUUGGUACCAGUAGUUACAGGAACUAUUGAAAUAGUUGCAGUGCUGCACUGUAGCAGGCAGCUGACUCUCCAUGCUAAUAAACACUCCUUCACACCUUCCUUCCUUCCCCUCUGAAUGUUAGCUAUCUGUGGGUCUAUAACAUGAAUUACAUUUUUAUAAACCCAUGCAGGAACCUCUGUUUUACCUGAAGAGAAAAGGUUUUAAUUUUGACUCCAUAUUGCACUCAGACAAUCUGUUUUAUCUUGUUUUUGAAAUGAUUUCUACUAGAAUGAGUUCAUAUGAUCUGUCAGAACCCCGUUAUAUGUGGACAGUGGCUCUUUCUAGAGGUAAGAGUUUUACUUUAAUAAAUGAGACAUCAAAAGAAAAGCUGGUGGUUAAUCAAAGUGGGUGUGUGCACUCCUCUGUAGCAAGAUGAUGAAAUGUUACUGCUGACCAUAUAUUUUAAAUGAAGUAUUGCUAUUGUUUUAUCCAUAUUUUAAUGUGUUGCUGGUAGAGAACAUAAGUUGUGUCUGGCUCAAGUAGUGUGUCCUGAUUUGAUCUCUGCUGACUUCUUUCAGUACCACCUGCACCCACGUCUCCCGCAGCUGACUGUACAUGUGGGUGCAGUGUGUUGACUGGUGUAUAUAUAGUAUGUUGAAAAGUAAAGUUUAUUUUUAAAAUGUGUACAUUUUGUGGAGCGAUUUGCUGUUGAUGACAGGAGCCUGUGUGAAGUGUCACUGGUUAGAAUAAGUGUGUGUGGUGCAGGUUAACCAGUAGGAGUUCACCUGUGCUUUAAAAGGGGCUGGCCAACAGAUGAAAGACAGGAAAGAUGAAAUGGGAAAAUUCUUUAAGGGCAUUGGCAAUAAGCUAUCUGGUGUGUUGCAGCUAUCUGUACAGAAACGUUUUCAUUAGUUAAUUUUUUUUUAAAUUCCAAACUUGUGCAGCCUCACAGCAGCUGACUAAACAGAAACACAGGAAAGCUAUGUUUGAAAUAUUUCUUUGUCUCUUGGGUUGUUGUCUGAGUUUUCUUUUUCAGAGUAGAUGUAAAUAGAGUUGUAAAUAUGGUGCUCUUUCUCUUUAUCUAGAACAACAGAGUGAACCCUUUGGUGCAUAGUUGUACAGUAAUCUAGCCUUAUGAUAAUUAGUAAUACUGUAUGGGUGUCUCAGCUAAAAGUAAAGCCUAUUCAUACUGUCAGGUCUGUUUGACUGUUGUCUUACUCAGUUGUAUCCAGGUGAAUGAUGUGCAUGUGUUUCAGUGUUUAACAUUCAAUGACACACAGAGAGAAUCAGCCACAGAAAUGUUACUGGACCAAAAAGCAGCAGAAGAAGAAGAAAAAGGGGCAAAAAGAAAAAAAAGUUAGAACUGACAGAAAUAUUCAAUGUAUUAUUCUGUAGUUGAUAUCAGUUGUCAGAAGUUACAUAUAGCUAUGGUAAUAUCCAAAAAUAAAAUGUGAAAUACAGUCUUGUGUUGUAUCUG